UCCUCCCCACUCGCGCGCAACCGCAACCCGCCUCUCUGUUCUCAACCACCGCCGCGGGCUACCGCAGUCACCACCCUCGACGCCAAGGAGACGCCGCGCCGGCGAUCGAGAACUGCCGAUGGACCGGCGGCCGGAGCUGCAGCGGGCCAUGACGCUCAAGGAGCAGCUCUCCACGCCCGCCGAACCGGCCAUCCGCGACUUCCUCAGGAUCCCGGACGACGACGACGACGGCGGCGGCGGCACAGAGGACAGGCCGUGCACGCUCAUGGACGCCAUCGACCGGGACGUUCGAGGCGAAGGCGGGGCUGGUGGUGCGAUCAACUGGAAGCCGCUGCGCCACCGGCUCUGGCUCCGCCGCGCCGCGGGAGCGUGGCACGCAGCGGGGUCGGAGACCGCUGCGGCGAACCGUGCCGUCCCGAGAAGCAGAAGCAAGUGCAACUACACGUCCGGUGAGGCGUCCGCCACGUUCUCCCGCGCGCCAUCGCUCCGCGCGGUGGUCGACGAUGAGGACGGCAGCGACGUAGAAGAGGAGGCGGAGGACAAUGAUUUACCGCCGCCGGCCGCGGCGUCGACGUCCCUGAUAACGCUGAUGGAGCAGGCCGACGGCCACUGGGACGAAACGGGCGAGGACGGCGGCGAGUCCCGGUGCGGCUCGGUCGAGGACAACGACGAGGACGGCCAGGGCGAGCGGCGCGAGGAGGACGAGGAGGAGGAGGAGGCGCAGGUGUGCUGCGUGUGCAUGGCGCGGCACAAGGGCGCGGCCUUCAUCCCGUGCGGCCACACCUUCUGCCGCCUCUGCUCCCGCGAGCUCCGGCACACCCGCGGCAACUGCCCGCUCUGCAACGUCUUCAUCCAGGACAUCCUCCACAUCUUCUGAGUCGGAUCGUAUCGUUUAGACUUUGAAGCACAGAAGUAAAUUUGUUCGGAAUAAUGACGGCGGGGAACGAAUGUGAAUUUUGGAACAGUUGCUACUGACUGAUUACGAGCCGGGACAGAGACCGUGUGGUACUGUGGUGUGACUGUUCUUGUUCGGAUGCGCAUUAAUAAUCUACGCACAUGUGGAAGACUA
Messenger RNA from Triticum dicoccoides, 1069 nucleotides. RefSeq names its product baculoviral IAP repeat-containing protein 8-like. The record is from RefSeq and is a predicted model, not a curated record. The coding region runs from base 119 to 877 and encodes 252 amino acids. NCBI's taxonomy places the organism in Eukaryota, Viridiplantae, Streptophyta, Magnoliopsida, Poales, Poaceae. The transcript has a single exon.